Molecule: messenger RNA, 1320 nt
Organism: Spea bombifrons (plains spadefoot toad)
Lineage: Eukaryota; Metazoa; Chordata; Amphibia; Anura; Pelobatidae
Gene: GCH1
Product: GTP cyclohydrolase 1
Exons: 6
Coding region: 117-860 (247 amino acids)
Biological process (GO): tetrahydrobiopterin biosynthetic process; tetrahydrofolate biosynthetic process
Cellular component (GO): cytoplasm
Molecular function (GO): zinc ion binding; GTP binding; GTP cyclohydrolase I activity
Source: RefSeq, a predicted model, not a curated record
CAAAUACCGGGCUUGUGGUUAGAGGAUAGCCGAUCGCAAAUCGUGUCGCGUUAUAUAGCAGUACCGGGCAGAAGUUCUGAUAAAUCACCCCGUAAGCCCCCCGUGCCUCUCAUCUCAUGGAUCCGGGCAAGCCGCGGACACUGGCAGAGAAGAGACCCGUGAACUGCAAUGGCUUCAUCCCCGAGGAGAAGAAAGAGCCCGGAACUGCCCUGAGCCGGGUGGACAAGGGCCGGUCUGGGAUCAGCACUCCGCCGGUGGACAGCUGGAAGGAGGAGAGGACCCGCAGCGAGGAAGACAACGAGCUGAACCUGCCCUCCCUGGCAGCCGCAUACAGCACCAUCCUCCGGGCGCUCGGAGAAGACCCCGGGAGGCAGGGACUGCUAAAAACCCCCUGGAGGGCAGCGACUGCGAUGCAGUUCUUUACAAAGGGCUAUCAGGAGACAAUAUCGGAUGUGCUGAACGACGCCAUCUUUGAUGAAGACCAUGACGAGAUGGUGAUUGUGAAAGACAUAGACAUGUUCUCCAUGUGUGAACAUCAUUUAGUUCCCUUCAUUGGAAAGGUGCACAUCGGUUAUCUCCCCAACAAACAGGUUCUCGGCCUCAGCAAGCUUGCGCGGAUUGUAGAAAUCUACAGCAGAAGAUUGCAAGUUCAAGAACGCCUUACGAAACAAAUCGCCAUAGCCAUCACGGAAGCCCUGAAGCCAUCUGGUGUCGGAGUGGUCAUUGAAGCCACGCACAUGUGUAUGGUAAUGCGAGGAGUACAGAAAAUGAACAGCAAAACCGUAACAAGCACCAUGUUAGGUGUGUUCCGGGAAGACCCCAAGACCCGAGAAGAGUUUUUAACCCUCAUCAGGCACUGACACUGGUGCCAGGCGUCCCAUGUUUGCCGAUGAGAUUGUGCUGCUCACUGGAUCGACCCAAACGUGUUUACAGCUGGUUGCAACCCGUCUAGCUUCAAGUGUCUGUUGUGUCAAUAUUUGUAAGAAUUGUGUGUUUUAAUAAAAUAGCUUAUUUGUUAUAUUUCUAAAGGAGGGUUUAGGGCUCAGAGAAAAGGAGGCUUCGGUGUUCAUAGUCCUUUGGAUGUGAAGGAUUGUUAAGAGAGAGUUUAAAGCUUAGAUGUUUUAUUGUUUAAAGUAUUAAUUGCAGCCCACGUGUGUUAUGUGUUUGUCAGUGAAAUGUGUCGUCUGUAUCUGGACUGGAAGAAACCACAACGACUCAAAUGCUGCACGUGUUCGUAGGUAACAUAUUUGUCUUAAUGCCGUGGUAAAUUGCGUGUCAUUCAAAUGUUGUGUCUCUGAUUUGUGGCUCUUAAUUCAAAAA